CUCCGGCUGCGGCCGCCGCAGGCAGGAGGAGACGCCGCCGCCGCUUUGCCGAGCCUCGCCCGCUUCGUGUGGCCGCGGCCGGGCGGAGCGGCGGGAGCAGCAUGAGCGGCGGCGGGGCCGGCCGGAGCGGGGCGGCGCUGCGGCUGCUGGCGGCGCUCGGCUGCGUCCUCACGGCGGAGGCCCAGCUCACAGGAGUCCUAGAUGAUUGCUUGUGUGACAUAGAAAGCAUUGAUGACUUCAAUACUUUCAAGAUCUUCCCCAAAAUACAGAAACUGCAAGAACGUGAUUACUUCAGAUAUUACAAGGUCAAUCUAAAGAGACCAUGCCCAUUCUGGGCAGAUGAUGGCCAUUGUUCUAUCAAAGACUGUCAUGUAGAGCCUUGCCCUGAGAGCAAAAUACCCGUUGGAAUUAAAGCUGGGAGCUCUAAUAAAUAUUCAAAAACAGCAAAUCAUUCCAAAGAAUUGGAAGACUGUGAGCAAGCUAACAAACUGGGAGCAGUUAACAGUACCUUAAGUAACCAAAGUAAGGAGGCUUUCAUUGACUGGGCAAGAUACGAUGAUUCACAGGAUCAUUUUUGUGAACUUGAUGAUGAGAGGUCUCCAGAUGCACAGUACGUGGAUUUGCUGCUGAACCCAGAACGUUACACUGGCUACAAAGGGCCCUCUGCUUGGAGAGUGUGGAACAGCAUCUAUGAAGAAAACUGCUUCAAGCCUCGAUCUGUCUAUCGCCCUUUAAAUCCACUGGCACCUAGUAGGGGAGGAGAUGAUGGAGAAUCUUUCUACACAUGGCUAGAAGGUCUUUGCCUUGAGAAAAGAGUGUUCUAUAAACUCAUUUCUGGGCUUCAUGCUAGCAUCAACUUGCAUCUGUGUGCCAAUUAUCUUCUUGAAGAAACCUGGGGGAAGCCUAGCUGGGGACCGAAUGUGAAAGAGUUCACUCGCCGCUUUGACCCUAUUGAAACAAAAGGAGAAGGACCAAGAAGGCUUAAAAAUUUGUAUUUCUUGUAUUUGAUAGAGCUGCGUGCUUUAUCAAAGGUUGCACCAUACUUUGAGCGUUCGGUUGUUGACCUUUACACAGGAAAUGGCCAUGAGGAUGCUGAAUCUAAAGCGCUCUUACUAGAAAUCUUCAGGGAUACAAAGUCCUUCCAUAUGCACUUUGAUGAGAAGUCCAUGUUUGCUGGAGAUAAAAAAGGAGCCAAGUCAUUAAAGGAAGAGUUCAGAUUGCAUUUCAAGAACAUAUCCCGCAUAAUGGAUUGUGUUGGAUGUGAUAAAUGCAGGCUGUGGGGCAAACUGCAGACUCAAGGCUUAGGAACUGCUCUGAAGAUUUUGUUUUCUGAGAAAGAAAUACAGAACCUUCCUGAGAAUAGCCCAUCAAAAGGCUUUCAACUCACACGUCAAGAAAUAGUUGCUCUUGUGAAUGCCUUUGGAAGGCUUUCCACAAGUAUAAAAGAGUUGCAGAAUUUUAAAGUUUUAUUGCAACGAACUAGGUAAUGAAGGCCUUUGCACAAACCGCUAGUGAAGACCAUUUGCAGGACUGCACUGAGCAGAAGGAACUGAUCCUUACAGGACUCACAUGAACUGAUAAAAAGUAAAAUCAAAUACCAACUUGAAUAUUUAUGUUGAAACUAGGAAUGGUUGUUAAUUAGAAAAGAUAUUUAUGAAUGAAGUAUAUAGUUUUUAAAUGUGUAAAUUAUGCCAAUCUGUUUAAUUUUCAGUUCUCUGCUCACAGUUCUAUUGUACUGACACAUCAUAAAUUUUCUUUUUCUUGUCUUUGAGACAGUUGUUUUAUAUGAAAACACAGGUACCUCAAUCCUGACUUGGCCUGUCCUAAGUGAGGUGGUUCACCCCUCACCUCUCCCCAGUACUGAGCUUCAGUAAGUUCUGAGGACUGAGUAUGCUGAUUCUGGCUGUCUAAAAGUAAAACCAGAAAAGGAAAUAGGGCUCUUGUUGAGUUCUGUCUUCUUACUGUAAUUAUGAAACUUUUAAAAAUAGGAAAAUUACUGAACAGAAAAUUUUACUUUGUACCAAGCUCCUUUGCAAUAUGCUGAUACCAAUUUUAUUCCUUACAUGCUGCUUUUCAUAAGUUCCUAUUUUCUUUAAAAUAACCACCUUCUCUCUGAUACAGCACAGUUGUAAGUGACUCUUCUUCACCCCCUUGGCAAUCUACAUUCACUUCAGGGGUGAGAGGGAAGGGCACGGAGAGAUGGCUAGUGGAGCUUUGCUAGCUAAGUCUGUCAGGUUUGCAUCUAGUCCAUUUUAUCUUCUAGAUGGUAAUCACAAAUUCAGUCUCCAGAAAUUGUCCUUUUAAUGUCUAAGAUAUUAAAAACAGCACAUUUUGCUCUUUGAGCAGUGGGAAUAUAUUUGCUUGUAAUGGUUUAUGUUUUAGUUGUGUGCUAAAAGGUCAGUGCAAAAAGAAAAAACUUUUUAUAGUCACUUUAAAAAAAAAAGUCUUUUUAAAAUUCAUAAUCAUACUGACAUUUAAUAUCACAUACUCUAUCUAUGCAAUCCCUAACUGUACCUUCUUAAAAAGGAUAUUCAGCAUAAUAAAACGGGUAUGUUAAUAAUGUAACUUUCAUAAAACAUGAAAUUACUUGUGUAAUCACAGUCCACAAAUGUUAAUGAUAAUUUAUCAUUGACCAAGACGUAAUUCAGAAGCAGUACUACUGAUUAGUAGUAACCAAGUGUUGGUUUAAAUUUAAAAUGAAGAAAGUUUGUUUUUUUAAAACCAGCGUGUUUCAAAGUAUAGUUAGGAGUUAUGAAUGUAGGAAGUGCUGGUACAGUGUAGAUACCUUUUUUGUUAUUUUUUUUUUUAAUUCAGCAAAUAAAGUGCUCUUAAACAUUUUUCAUUCUACCAGAUCUUUAGUGACCUGUUUAUCUAAUUUAUUGUAACAAUACUGGCUUCCAUGAUGUGGUCCUUUACAGCAGAGAUUUUCCUGAAAGAUGGAAUAUGCUCUAUGUCCUUCGUUUCUAGACAAGCCUCAAAUUUCUACCAGACUGGAAAUGAGAGACUAUUGUGCUGGCACUUAUACUAAGAGUACUGUUUCCUGAGAAAGUAAACCCUCUUGAGUCAAACUGGGGUAAGCUAAAUGAAAGAAAAAAAAAUGGUAGUUGCACAAAUUGGCAACUGUCCAAUCUGUAGUUCCUAUAUAAGCCAGUAAAUAAAAUCAACGUGGUGUUAGAGAAAGGUAAUGCCAGCCUGGGGACGUUAUGUUCUUAUGCAGCAGCCUCUCGUGCUUCUGUGGGCACCAAUGGCUGAGCAAAUCACCAUGGGAAGUCACCAUGGGCUCCCUUUCUGGUUAGUGGAGAAGAGCAGCUGAUUUCAAGGUGGAUUCAUCUCACCUUUUCUAAGGUUGGUAUCUGUAGUACCUGAAUACCCUAGGAUACCAUAAUUUGCACCCUGGAGUUUAUUUCUGUAUUCAACUAAAAUGAAAAUCUAGGUCUUUGCUUUAAUGUGAACAACUGUAUUUGGUAAAACGAGUUACAUAUGCCCUGAGUAUCGAAGUCUUCUGAGUUAUAUAUAUAUUGAAGGAAUGUAUUUUUUCAGCUGGCCAUUUAUUUCUUCCAUUUCGGGUUGACCUGCAAGGGCUAGAACCUGUAGGCUCACUCGCGUGAAGAAUCCUGUACCGCUAAGUUCAACUGUAUUAUAUAUCAUAGUGCCUAAGCUUUAGGCAGGAUUUUCUAGCUUAAAAAAAGUCUACAGUGCGCCAGGAAGGACCUGAGUCUAGACUAGAUUUUCCUUUCCCCCUCACCUUUGUUUUCUGGGGAAAGUGAAUUGCUUCCAACCUUCUGGGGAUGCAGUUUAUUCUUUUCUUCCACCUGUGCCUGGCUAAAAUCCAUGGACGCUGAAGCAGUAUCGCAUGCUAGCGACAUGUACUUGCUUAUGGGACAGGUGAGAGAUUCAGACAUACAGAUCCUGCACACCUGCUCCGUAGACAUUUCAUUGGCACAAUCCGGCAAGGUUCUUACCGCUGGGUGAGGACAAAGAGAUGGCAAGUUUAUCUUCUCUUUCUGUAUGCCGUGAUAAAAACAGGAGCGCAACUGAACUAGGUAGUUCUGUGUACAGAGAGGUUCUGUUGCAUUUGAAGGUACAUCUCACUUGGUGAUCAAAUAUGGGAGGCAUUUCACUUCACUGUUGUAGAAAUACAAGAUUUUUUUCCUGUUACGAAUCUAGUUGAAACAAAUUUCCUGUCACCUACCUUUUUUUUACAGUAUUUGAUGUAUAUUCUGUGACUAUGCUGCCUCUGAGGUUUUGCCACGUGAGUUGGAUGACAUAGGUCUUUACAUGUAAAAUUAAGUUUCAGAAAAUGACAGAUCUGUUUUUAUACUAAAGAAUAAGGUUAGUUACGGCGUCCCUGAGCUGUCAACUAUUUUAAAUUCCAGCCUAUUGGAGAUCAGCUUGUCAACAUUGUCUGCCGUUGAUUUCAGAGUAAAAUUACAUUUCCUUGUACAAAUGACACAAUGAUUGUAAUCACAGCAGUAGCAAGAAGACAAAAAUGUUUCAUUGUUCCGAAGCCAUGAGGACUUGAGUGAAACAUUUAAAGACUUGGUCCAAACUGCAUAGGCAAAAUGUAGGGCACUGUUGCUGAACAACUUGCUCCUGAGUGCCAGAGAAGGAAGGUGAGAAUGCAGUUUUAAAACAGUGAAGUAUACAGAUUAUGUAAGCUGGAAUAAUAAGUGUGUUCCUACUUCAGCUGGUGAUUUGUGCUGUAUGUCAUUGUAUAUGCAUGAAAUACUGUGCCACACUUUCUGGAGUUGUGUUUUGAUGAUAGGGUCACCUUUAUCUGACCUUGCUUUGUGCUUUCCUGGGAAAUUACCUGUAAUAUGUUGUAAAUAAUCUAGAUGCUUAUGUUUAUAAACUAGCAAUCUGGCAAUUCAUCACUUUACAAUUCCUUCCUAUAUCUAGCCUAUUAAAAUGUAAUAUUUAUUAAAAUCAAAAUCCAUGUUGGAACUGCUUACUGAGAUCUAAACACUUCUGAAUCUUUGCUAUGUUUGACUAUAAAAUACAAAUUAAAGUAUUUUCUGCUA
Molecule: messenger RNA, 5021 nt
Organism: Oxyura jamaicensis (ruddy duck)
Lineage: Eukaryota; Metazoa; Chordata; Aves; Anseriformes; Anatidae
Gene: ERO1B
Product: endoplasmic reticulum oxidoreductase 1 beta
Exons: 16
Coding region: 102-1487 (461 amino acids)
Biological process (GO): protein folding in endoplasmic reticulum
Cellular component (GO): endoplasmic reticulum membrane; endoplasmic reticulum
Molecular function (GO): thiol oxidase activity; protein-disulfide reductase activity; FAD binding
Source: RefSeq, a predicted model, not a curated record